Messenger RNA from Aspergillus chevalieri, 2388 nucleotides. RefSeq lists its product as uncharacterized. Bases 1 to 2388 code for a protein of 795 amino acids. NCBI's taxonomy places the organism in Eukaryota, Fungi, Ascomycota, Eurotiomycetes, Eurotiales, Aspergillaceae. The transcript has a single exon. The record is from RefSeq and is a predicted model, not a curated record.
AUGUCCCUCCACGAAGCCCUCCACGCCCUCGGCCCAACAACAUGGGACGAAAUCCCCAAAUCCCAACCCGACCUCCGCGCCUACCUCUCCACCCUCGCCCAACAAGCCCGUACCAUCAUCGCUUCCGUUCCUGAACCUCCCCCCUCCUCACACGACGAUGACGAGCACCGCCACAAGAAAGAGAAAGAACUCAAACACGGACAUACAUACACCGUAACGCCGUCAUCCACACGCCUCGGCACCUCGGACCCGGAGAUGUUGUCGCUGCAGAGGCAAUGGGGGAAACCGCUUAAGCCGGGGAAUUCGCGGGACAACCCACACGAAAUACCGCUAUAUAAGCUGCAUGCAGGCGAUGGAAAAGCGACGUGGUUCGGGAGGAGGAGUGUGCAUGACGGAAUGCCGUUUGAGCGGUGGAGGGGCAAGUUAUCGUCUGAGCUGGAGGAAACGCUACGGUUGAAUGAGGGCAGGUUGGAGAAUGGGCUUGCGCCAGAUAAGGUUGUCAGGGGGUUAGGGGCUGCGAAGAAGGUUGAGAGUGUUGAUGUGACGGAUCAAGGGGAAGAGGGGAAGGUGAUUGGGGGUAUUAGGGUGUAUGAUAUCUGUGCACAUUUCCCGAAGCCCACGACAGCGAGGGAUUUCGUGCAGGUAAAUGUUUCUUGGGAGGAGGGUGUUGAGACGCCUGAGAAUGGCGAUGGAGGGACGAGACGAUGUCGGAGUUGGUUGUCGAUUUCGAAGCCGUGCUCGCAUCCGGAGUUGCCGCCGCAGGAUGGGUAUAUUCGGGGGCAGUAUGAUUCGUUGGAGUUUAUUAGGGAGAUUCCGCCUGUGGCGGCGGAGGAUAGGAAGGGUAUGACUGCGAGUGAUCCGAACCUUGUCCAGCAUGAGGGUAUUUCAGAGUCGUCGAAGGACGGCAAAAAGGAUAAGAAGGGGAGAAAGAGGGGGAAGACGGAUACUGCUUCGGAGGGAAAGCAUGAUGAUAAGGGUGAGCAUGAUGCUGAUGGCAUUGUUGAAAAGGACGAAGCGAACCCAUACCCCGUUGAAUGGAUCAUGGUUACCAGAAGUGACCCCGGGGGAAGCAUCCCCCGCUGGGUGAUCGAAAAAGGAACACCAAAGAGCAUCUGGGGCGAUACAGUCAAGUUUAUAGACUGGGCUAGUCGGGAUGACGAGGAGGAUGGUGGUAAACCAUCCAGCCUGCGCAGCAGCAGCGCCAAGCCGUCAGGCAUGAACAAAGAUCUCAACGACGAAGACGAAGACGAAAAUGAAGAAGACGAGAUCCACGAACAAGAACAGCGAAACGGCCUCAUCGCCAACUUUGCCUACUUGCUUAAUGCAGGACUAGAACGCUACGCACCACAAGCAAUUCUCGACUACGUACCCUACCAGCGCAGAUCCUCACUCAGCUCUGAUUCGAGUGGUUCCGAAGAGUUCGACGAUGCGUUGUCUACGGCAAGCACGCGGUCUAGCUUGAAACAGAGGAGUAGCUCGAAGGCUCGUGGGGAGACGGAAUCUCAGAAAGAGGGCUCAGACAUCAGCCAUUCCAACAUCGCACCCGUUGAUCUGAUGCAGAUGGAUAAGAAAGCCGGGAAGCUGAAUUCGCACGAGAAACAUCUUGCUAAACUUGCGCAAAAAAAACGCGAUAUUCAGGCGAAGUUGGAGGCUGUACGGACGGAGAUUGAAGCCUUAAAGUUGGACGCUAGUGCCAGCGCUGGUGCUUCUGGCGACGAAAAAGAAAAAGAAACAGAUAAAGAAAAGGAAAAGAGGGAGAAGAAAGAGAGGAAAGAAAAGGAGAAGCAGGAGAAGCAAGAGAGAGAAAGGGAGAAGAAAGAAGAAAAGGAGAGGGAAAAGAGAGAAAAGCAAGAAAAGCGCAAGAGCAAAAAGGCUCCAGAAGAACCUUCCGUCCCCGAAACACAACUCCAAUCCCGACCCGACAGCACACCGGCCCCCGACUCCGACUCCAAGAGCACAGCCACAAGCAACCACCAACCCCCUUCCUCCGAAGACCUCCCCCGGCCCAGAGAAAAACAAGAACGCCCCAAACACAACCGCACAGUAUCAACAGCAUCCCACCGUUCCGCCGCGCAAAUCCACAAAGCAGCCUCGGGCCUCUUCGCCCAAGAAUCCAAACUCCUCAAACAACUCGGCAAGAUCGAGCAGGACCAGCUCAAGGAGGCUUCGAAGGUCGAAGCACGGCAGAAAAAACAGGCUGAGAGGGAGGAGAAGAGUAGGUCGCGGAUGGAGAUGGAUGGAAUGAAGAAAGAAGUUGAUGAGUUGAAGAAGGAGGUUGAGAAGCUUAGGAAUGAGAGGCAGCAGUAUGUGGAUUUGGUGGCGAGUUUGCAGGGGGAGAAUCAGAGGUUGGGGGGACAAGGUGGGCAGGUUGAGGGUCAGGCGGGUUGA